CAGCAUCCUCAGAGGCUCCUGGGAUCAGACCCAGCAUGAACAGUCUCCUAAAGAGAACAGGUUGUAGGCAAGAGAAAAGCUUCACAGCUUCUCAUUUCCAAACUAUUAACAUCAAUCAGCUUUCUCAGACUUUGUUUUAGGGCUCUCAGUUGAGUACACUCAAUGAAAUUUUCCCAACCCCACCUUAGUAUGUUUCUACCUGCUUGCUGACAACCAGAAUUAUAAGUAGAAAACCCACAAAUAUUUUUCAAUUCAGAUAAACAGUUAUAAUAUAUAAAUGAGCUUCAGGCAUGUGAAAAAUAAAUUACUCAUUUUUUUCCAGAUUUCUCAGGUUUUAUUCCCUACAGAGUUUAGGUUGCAGAUAGCAGAAUCUGAGCAAAACGAAAUGUACAUUCCUUAACAUUUUUUAGCUGGGCAACAGAAACUGUGAUUUAAAACAUUUGGUCACGUACUGUAAAGAUGGCUUUUGUUUUAUGAAGUGUUUUUUCUUUAGGGAAGUUCUCUGGAAAUGUGAGAUAUCACAGAAACAUCAGUUAUAUUGCCUAUUUUCAGCAUUGGGACAAUGUCUUGAUGUGGUACAUGGAAAUACAUUUAUGAACUGUGGAGUCUAUUGCAGUUUUUAAAACAUUUAUUUUUUAAUUUUUAGUUACAGUUGGCAUUCAGUAUUUUAGGUGUAGUGCCUUUGAAAAAUUAACCUACAUAAGUAGAAUUGGUUAAAACUUUAAAAAAUGUACAAUAAAAUUGUUUUAAUGAUUUUUGAGGAACAAACAUCAUGAUCUAAAAGUGGUUACUACAAACCCUCCUUGUGGCAAUUUAACACAGAUUCUGUCUUGACUACAUGAAGGAUCUGAUGAAGUGGUUAUAUGUUCAGAGACUACCAGAUCUGUAGGCUUAGUAGUGAGAUGGUUGGAGCUGAUUUUUUUCUUAUUCUUUUCUUUUUUCUGUGUAGUAUCAGAACUCCCUCUUGUGUGGGAAAUACAUAAUUAUGGGAGUAUGGGGGUUGAAGUCCAAAAAAACCCGAUACUUUUCCUUAUUCCUGGCAGCCAAGGCACAGGUAUAUGACCCUCAUUUGGGUCAGUGGAAUGUCCUUGCCUUCGGCUGUGAAUAGGGACAAGUGUUACAAGGGAGGAGAAAGAGAAUUAGUGUCAGUGACCUUCCAUUGCCCCAUUUGUCAAGCUUAAUGGUGUCUGGCAGCAGUGGUCCCUUAACCAGGCUAUCCCUUGGCCAUGGAUCUGGCUACCUGCUUCCCAGGUUCCUAACCUUUCUGGUAACUAGGACAUUGUUGUUCUACUUAAGAAUCCCCAAAACAGUUUCAGAUUUUGCCUAAUUGAUGCAAUCACUCUUUAGAGUUGUAGAAAAUCUAUUAGCUGCCUAAGGAUAUAGCAAGGCUAAUUUAUGGGCUCUGGUUUUCUACAUCAUGCUAAGGGAUCACCUAGGAGAACUGCAGGAGGGAGGAGACAACGUUGGGCUGGAUUACUCUUCGAUACCUGCUCCAGGCUCAGGGUCCCAGCAAUCAGCCAGUAAAUACUUAACUUGAUUUUGACAUGAGUGAGUAAAAUAGUAACACCCACUUGGAGGCCUCCUCAAUAUCUAUUUUGGUAUUUCAGAUCCUGACUAUUUCUAGUGUAGCUUUUCCUUAAGGAGAAAGAAAACCAAAAAAUGAUGACACUAAGUUUUUCAAUUUAGGUGAAUAGGAGCCUCUUUUUUUUUUUUUUUGGCAGAAAAGAGGAAUGAAGGAAGAGAUUAGGUUUCUGCUGUGAUAAAUUGAAGCUGUAAUAUACUGUGGCUUGUACAUAUUCAUAACUACAGGUUAGGCAAGUUGUGUCACUCACUAGGCAUCUUGGUAUUUGUUUGAAAGUACAUAGUUCUUCCUCCUAUACUUUGAUCCAGCAAAACAACUCUUGCCUCAACUUUUAUCAGGAAUGUUCUCUAGUUGUUUUUAAUGCUUUUGCAUGUAUGAUUAAUUUAAGCUUUCAAAAUGAUUAGAAAAUUUUAUAUUGUCUUGCUUUUGUCAUGUGUGACUCUGGGAGAACCAACGAAAUAAUUUCUUAGUUUUCUGAAUAUAGAGAAGACUGAAAUGCUGUUCUUCCCAAAGACAGAAGAAACAGUUGUUGUUGGAUCAAGUUACAAAGAUAAAAGGCCCAGCUCCAGCUACCUGUUUGUGCAGUUAGAAGAUCCUAUGCUCUAGGUGGUGAACUUGACCAAGACCUUCUCAGAUGCUACAAACUUUAUCAUAAAGCUAGUGACAGAGGAAGAAGGGAAGACAAAUUAGGCCAUUCAUCGGGAUUCUGAAGGUAGGCAAAAAAGACUCAUUGAAGAAAUAAAGAAUGUCAGGGUCAAAGUGCUCAAACAAAGACAAGAUAGUCUUUUCCAGGCAUCAAUGCAUAUGGAUAGAAAUAUCCUAAUACUUAUUCUGCCAAUGAUACUGUUAAAUAAAUGUGCAUUUGGUUGCAAAAUUGAAUUGCGUGUGUUUCAAACAGCAUGGAAGAGACCUUUGCCAAUUAUUCUGGGGGCAGUUACACAGUUUUUUCUUAUGCCAUUUUGUGGAUUUCUUUUGACUCAGAUUUUGGCAUUGCCCGAGGCACAGGCUUUUAGAUUUGUAAUGACCUGCACAUGCCCAAGAGGGGGUGGGGGCCAUCUCUUUGCUCUGCUUCCAGAAGGAGAUAUCACUUUGGCUAUUUUGAUUACUUGCACAUCAAUGGUCUUGGCCCUUAUAAUGAUACCAGCCAAUUCUUACCUGUACAGUAGGAUAUUAGGGUUAUCUGGUACAUUCCAUAUUCCUGUUUUCAUAAUUAUGUCACCACUCCUCUUCAUACUUAUACCUAUAUUGGCUGGAAUAGUCAAGCGUAGAAUACCUGGAAAAGCAAACAUCCUAGAGAUAAUCAUUAGACCUCUGAGCUUUAUUUUAAUGUCUGUAGGGAUUUAUUUGAUGUUCAGAAUGGGAUUAAGGUUUCUAAAAACAGUUCACUUAGAGGUGCUUCUGUUAGGUAUCUUAGUUCCUGCUUUGGGUUUUCUGUUUGGGUACUCCUUUGCUAAAAUAUCUAGGCUGUCCCUUCCUGUGUGUAAAACUGUUUACACUGUCAAAAAUGGGAUGCUAAGUAGCUUCUUGGCUCUGGCUGUUAUCGAGCUCUCUUGUUCCCAGUCCAAGGCAGACUUAGCUUCUGUGGCUCCUUUUACAGUGGCCAUGUAUUCUGGAUGUGAAAUGUUACUGAUCCUCCUGUUCUACAAGGCUAAGAAAAGAUGUAUCUUUAUCAUAGAAUAUAAAAGAAAAAAAAUUCCCCUCAUCUAACAAUCAAAGCAUGACGAUUACUACUCUAAAUGAAGUACUAUGGGAGAUUCAAAGAAUAUCUAAAAUAAUGCCUGCUCUCAACCCACUUAUGAUCUGAUUGCAGACUUGACACUAGGGGGGAAAUAUACAUUAUCAAAAUAUGUACAUUAUCAUACGGGAGUUAAGAAGGUGAUCACUUUGUAGCUGUGUUGAAAAUGUUUUAUAGAGUUGGAUUGGAAUGUAAUACUUCAUUAUGGUCUCUCAUGUGGGAAAGAACAAUUUAAAAAACACCUCCUGUAAUGAUUAUGAGAAUAUCCCAACCUUUUACGGAAGGGGUGUUCACAUAAUAGGCAUCCCAUAAAUUCUUAUAAUAUUAGGUAAUUAGUUUGUCAGCCAAUAAGAAAACCAAAGUUCUUUUUUUCUAAUUUCAUCAAAUUCAGUAUAUGAAUACCAAGAUUUAUAAGAGAUGUUUUUUGGCAUGGUGGUGGCUGGUCAUUAUAUUCACUUUAUAAAAUUAUAAAUGUUUA
Molecule: messenger RNA, 3795 nt
Organism: Phyllostomus discolor (pale spear-nosed bat)
Lineage: Eukaryota; Metazoa; Chordata; Mammalia; Chiroptera; Phyllostomidae
Gene: SLC10A5
Product: solute carrier family 10 member 5
Biological process (GO): bile acid and bile salt transport
Cellular component (GO): membrane
Molecular function (GO): bile acid:sodium symporter activity
Source: RefSeq, a predicted model, not a curated record